AUGCCUCUAUACGACAUCGAACAUAUAUCCCCUCUCCCCUUCGCCACACAGGAACAACUAGCUAUCGCCCUAACAAACCUACACGCCACACGAUUCAACACACCCCGAUGCUUCGUAAACGUCCGAUUCACAGACGUCAGCUCCCAAAUCGUCUUCCGAGGCGGAAAACUGCGCCGAUAUAAUCGGGUCAUUAUCCGAACACGUGCAGGGUCGAAUCGAACCAACGAGAUCUACGUCGAGCACUGUAAAGCAGUAGUUGCGGAAUGGGAGCAGAUUGUGGGCAAGAAUGCCGAAAGAGGGUUGAGGACGGUUUGGGUUAUGGGGGCUUUGACGACGGCUUUGGAGGCUGGGAUUGCGAGGCCGAAAACUGGAGAGGAGGAAGAGUGGCUGGUUGCCAACAGAACUACAUUCGAAAAGUUGGCUGAGGAAGGAGACGAGGACUUUAUUGAAUUACUUGCAGAGUUAGAUGGGGAGUGA
Penicillium atrosanguineum is the source of this 477-nucleotide messenger RNA. RefSeq lists its product as uncharacterized. The record is from RefSeq and is a predicted model, not a curated record. Bases 1 to 477 code for a protein of 158 amino acids. Lineage: Eukaryota; Fungi; Ascomycota; Eurotiomycetes; Eurotiales; Aspergillaceae. The transcript has 2 exons.